AAGAUAAAAAUGAAUCGGGACUACGACUAGUUUGUUCGUACUAUGUUGUUCAUCUUCUACAGUACUGGACCACUGAGCCUGCUGUCGAUGCAGUGACUCUAUACUGGUUCUUGUUUCGGUUCUCCUCGCAGUUCUCCCGCAUCAAUCACCAUGACGAGGGCUCACCGAUCGUCACCUUCGUCUACGAGCCGGGGCGAACAAUUCUUCGCAUUGUCAUCUCCUGCUCCUUCGCAUGAUCAAGAACAUGUCGCUCUUCCGCAAGAGCGUUUUGUUUCUAUGGCGCCCCCUGCACACCACGGUCAUGGUGCGCGCCACCUCCAACAUCCCUGGACCUCGUUUUUCAUCAAGUGCCCCCAAGGCUACAUGUGCGCCUCCCAGAUCGGAGUCAUCGCGCCGGGGCACGUCGAGGGGCAGAAGGAGUCCGGUGUGAUCAACGAGGAAAACCUAUGAGAGCGGCAGGAUCGAAAUCAACAGAAUCGAAAUAAGUAAUUUGUGAUGCACAAAAUCGAUACCAAUUGGGGCCUUAGUUUCCAAGUGGCACAUGGCAAAUUUCGCAAGCACCAGAAUCCGGUCUGUCAUGCUGUUUGGGCAAAGAAGACUGCUCCUGUGAUGCUACUCUGGCAGCGCAUCGCCUUCCCCUAAACAGGCUUGCAACCGGUCUCAUUUGCUUGCUCCCCAAGACAGGCCAUGCGUGCUCUGCAUUUUGUGCAUUACAAGUUUUUCGAUUUUGUCGAUGUCGAUCCUGACAGUUCCAUAAAACCCCUUCACGUUCGAAGAGGGUUGUCCCGCAAACGGAUACCUGAACGCGCGGAACAUUUGUGUGCCGGUAUAAAUUUAUGUUUCAUGAUGUACAACUUGAACAACACCAAGCUUUUUGCUUUCUAUGUAGUUGUACUUGAUGUAUCCACAGAACGAACCAGCGACAGCGACAACAAUUGUUCUCUCGUCUACUUGACGGCCCACUGCUCACAAUUGAUACAGACCAACGACCCGGCGCCGAUCAAGAGUCGCGACGAGUUUCAGCCCCCGUUCGUGGGGGAAGGAUGCAGCUGGCUGUGACCGUAGUGCCACCGUGUAAACGGCGUCGAGCGACGGCAGUAGGUGGGCAGCCAGUUUGUUCUCUCUCCCGCAGGCGGGCGCUGGGGCGCUAUUUUGCAACUUUUCCAAAAGGGAGUGGAAAUGUCGCAACAAAUCCAGCUCCCGCGCGCGGGGGAAAGAACAAAAUGGCUGCGGCCGUAGUGCCAACGUGUAAGCGCUGGCUGCCACACGACGGCACUACGUGGGCAGCCAUUUUGUGCUUUCUCCCGCAAGGGGGGGCUGGGGCUUUUGCAAAUUUCCCAAAAGCAAGAGUAGCAAACGGCCCAGCUCUUCUCCAGUGCAACCGCCGCGCAAAGAAGCUCAUCGCGCGGCGUCUCUUUUCGUUCUUUGCCCCGCUAUUUCCCUGAUUCGUAGGCGCGAUUUUGCGCCGAGCCGUUGUCGCGAGGUUCAUUUGUGUUGGGUCUAGUCUAUGCUGGUUGGCAUGUUGGAAAGAAGACCGAUGGAAAUGUGCAGAACGCAUCAAAAUGCCAUCGGUCUACGUAUGGCAACCCAACAUAAUCAGAACAGAGUCCAGAUAUCAAUCGGCUUUUGGAGCGAAACACGAGGGGGCUACACUUAGGAAUCACUUAGGCCAAAUGGUCCUUUAUUGAGAAAGUCCACUAGUAACAAUUGAUACAGACCAACGACCCGGCGCCGAUCAAGAGUCGCGACGAGUUUCGGCCGUGCCAGACGUGGAGCACGAAGGGGUUUGACGAGCCUGCCUGCACUAUCAAGUGCAAAUAUGUCUGGGUCUGGAACGAAGCAACUUGUCUUGCUAAAUCUGAAUAGUGUAUAAAGUCUGUGUUGCAUGUAUGAUUACCAAAAGCAGCUGUCCACUUACACUUUGGACCUAAUCGAGAGGCAGUUUCUCAUGCAGGAUAGGCAUGAUAGAAUGCUCACAGAAUCUGUCAUGCUAUGUCCUACGUACCAGACCUCAUGGGUCAUGGGAAACCUGCAUGACAAGUCUGGCACUCUUCCAGACCCAGACAUAUUUGCAAUCCAUAUGCACCCACGGGGGCGUGACCGGAUGCGUGUGCGUGCUGAAGAACAGUGCGGUUGAGUCCCCGGGCGCGCAGAACCGCGCGGGCACGCGGGAGUUCCUGCUGCCGGCGGUGGCGGGGGAGCAGCAGGCGAUUGCCAAAAACGUGAACUACAAGCUAGAGACGGGCGGUGGCGCCGACAAGGAAGUCCCCUUCGCCAGGGAAUCCGGUUUGAAGGGACAGAAAACGGCGGUGGAUAUACCAGAAAUGAACUCGGGGGACGAGGAGGAACAAGGAGGCGAAAGUGCGGACUCCUCGGAGACGAAAGCUGCGAACCCGACGUUGCAUGUGCGUCGGCACUACCCGGGGGACCUGCGGACCGGACUUCCGGGAAUCACGGAUAACACGUGGCAGCACAACAUGGUCUCCUACAUCCAGGGCAGUCGGUAUCUGCGGCCGAUCUCGCACCGCCAGUGGCUCGGCGAGGACCCGCGACUCGCGAAACCCGGCAAGCGGCUCACGCGGGUCAGCCGCGCGAUCCGGGCCGCGCGCAACGUCAUGCGCGACCUGGUGGACCAGGCCCGUGGCUUGGGGCUGAACCUGCGGGCCCAGGAUUCCGCCGCGGCGCAGGCCAAGGAGGGAGACAAGGGAAACAAAUUUUGCGCCAAUUUGAAGAAAGACGAAAAUGCGAUGUGGGAAAUCGCCAACGGGCUGCGGUUCGUGCAGCGGGCGAACCAGGCCUGUUUGCGCCUGCAGGAAGACUCUUUGCAGAUGAUGACGACCUCCAAAAAGGAAGACGAGUUGUCCAACGGUACCCCUUAUCAAGUGUAAAAGUGUCUGGGUAUGGAAGACGCCCAGAAAAGCGCCGGAAGUGCGUCGCUUUUAUUUACGUGAGAUUUGCGCGAGAUUUGCGCGAGAUUUAGAAAAUAGUAGGAAUGUUGCCAAAUCCGUCGGGCAGCUUUUUGAGGCGAGAACCCCCUCCGUGAAUAUUUUCGAGUAUUCAGGCGGACGGCCCGGGGCGGGGGUGCUGACUAAAUUCGCGCUAUAAUCUGGCUAAAUUUUUCCGCAGGCCGCGCAGCUUUUCGGCCCCACAUUGAUGGGCCGCGCGCCUUUGCCCGGCCUGCGCCCGCCUCGUGCGUGGGGCGGCCGGGCGCCGGGGGCGUUCCGCGGCUUCGCGCGAGGCCCUUUGCGCUCCUUUUUCGGCGGUGCCCCCCGUGGCGCCGCCCUCGUGCGAUUUAAAAUUUAAAAAUUCGGAGUGGUUUCCGUCCGAAUUUUUAAAUUUUGCAAAGGCCGGCCCGCGCCCCUGCCGGCUUCGCGGCCCCGCGCCACCGCCCGCCGGGCGAGUUCGCCGCGCUGCCGGACCCCCGGAUCCGGAAUUCGGGGAAGCUAAAUCGGACGGAUAAAUCUUCGUGAUUUUCCGCAGAAAUUUGGCUAACCGGACGCCUAAAAUGCCGCUAAAAGUGCGCUAACUUCCCCGCUAAAUAUGUCGCUAAGUAUGUCGCUAAAUAUCGCGCUAAAUGUGCUGCUAAAUCCGACAGCAGGGAAAUCCCACUGGAUUUGGAUCCGCGGACCAAAUUUAGAAGAUUCCCGGUCGGAAUUUAGAACACAUUUAAAACGAUAUUUAGAAACAUAUUUAGACACAUAUUUAGACACAUAUUUAGAAGCAUUCCAAGUGGAUUUCAGCCGCACCUUCCACCCGCGAUCCGAUCGCGUGUGAAAGGUCCAGCUGACUCUCCGGGGGCGAAGGGCAAGGUGUUCUUCCGUCGAGCGCGGGACGUAAGCUCCGCGCGCAAGCUUGGGUAGGUCGGCGGGCGUUGACUUGAAGUUGCCCGGCCGCUCCCGGCAAGCAAGGUCCGCAGCAAGGUUCCAAGCUCCCCGGGCGUGAUGGCCGGGUGGCCGCGCCGCACGGCCCGGGCCGAGCGAAGGCCCCGGCGCCCGCUCUGCGGCGCUUGGCAGAGCGGGGGCGGCGGUUGUUUUCCCGCGGGCUUUUUCUGCUUUGCCUCUUAGGCAGUUUCCUGUCUUUGGGGCCAAACUAUUUAGCGGGAAAAUAGAACAAAUUUAGCGCGUUACACCGCCCCGCCUCGUCCGUCUGAGAGUAUGUUCGCGAAUGUGCUUGAGUUGGAAACAUUCACGGAGGGGGUUUUCGCCUCAAAAAGCUGCCCGAGUUGGCAAUAUUAUUAAUAUUCAGGAAUAUUUAUUGGCGAAUAUACUUGAAAAUAUUCACGGAGGGGGUUUUCGCCUCAAAAAGCUGCCCGAGUUGGCAAUAUUAUUAAUAUUCAGGAAUAUUUAUUGGCGAAUAUACUUGAAAAUAUUCACGGAGGGGGUUUUCGCCUCAAAAAGCUGCCCGAGUUGGCAAUAUUAUUAAUAUUCAGGAAUAUUUAUUGGCGAAUAUACUUGAAAAUAUUCACGGAGGGGGUUUUCGCCUCAAAAAGCUGCCCGAGUUGGCAAUAUUAUUAAUAUUCAGGAAUAUUUAUUGGCGAAUAUACUUGAAAAUAUUCACGGAGGGGGUUUUCGCCUCAAAAAGCUGCCCGAGUUGGCAAUAUUAUUAAUAUUCAGGAAUAUUUAUUGGCGAAUAUACUUGAAAAUAUUCACGGAGGGGGUUUUCGCCUCAAAAAGCUGCCCGAGUUGGCAAUAUUAUUAAUAUUCAGGAAUAUUUAUUGGCGAAUAUACUUGAAAAUAUUCACGGAGGGGGUUCUCGCCUCAAAAAGCUGCCCGAGUUGGCAAUAUUAUUAAUAUUCAGGAAUAUUUAUUGGCGAAUAUACUUGAAAAUAUUCACGGAGGGGGUUUUCGCCUCAAAAAGCUGCCCGAGUUGGCAAUAUUAUUAAUAUUCAGGAAUAUUUAUUGGCGAAUAUACUUGAAAAUAUUCACGGAGGGGGUUCUCGCCUCAAAAAGCUGCCCGAGUUGGCAAUAUUAUUAAUAUUCAGGAAUAUUUAUUGGCGAAUAUACUUGAAAAUAUUCACGGAGGGGGUUCUCGCCUCAAAAAGCUGCCCGAUUUGGCAAUAUUAUUAAUAUUCAGGAAUAUUUAUUGGCGAAUAUACUUGAAAAUAUUCACGGAGGGGGUUCUCGCCUCAAAAAGCUGCCCGAGUUGGCAAUAUUAUUAAUAUUCAGGAAUAUUUAUUGGCGAAUAUACUUGAAAAUAUUCACGGAGGGGGUUCUCGCCUCAAAAAGCUGCCCGAUUUGGCAAUAUUAUUAAUAUUCAGGAAUAUUUAUUGGCGAAUAUACUUGAAAAUAUUCACGGAGGGGGUUCUCGCCUCAAAAAGCUGCCCGAUUUGGCAAUAUUAUUAAUAUUCAGGAAUAUUUAUUGGCGAAUAUACUUGAAAAUAUUCACGGAGGGGGUUCUCGCCUCAAAAAGCUGCCCGAGUUGGCAAUAUUAUUAAUAUUCAGGAAUAUUCAUUGGCGAAUAUACUUGAAAAUAUUCACGGAGGGGGUUCUCGCCUCAAAAAGCUGCCCGAUUUGGCAAUAUUAUUAAUAUUCAGGAAUAUUUAUUGGCGAAUAUACUUGAAAAUAUUCACGGAGGGGGUUCUCGCCUCAAAAAGCUGCCCGAGUUGGCAAUAUUAUUAAUGUCCAGGAAUAUUCAUUGGCGAAUAUACUUGAAAAUAUUCACGGAGGGGGUUCUCGCCUUAAGAAGCUGCCCGAUUUGGCAAUAUUAUUAAUAUUCAGGAAUAUCUAUUGGCGAAGAUGCUUGAAAAUAUUCACGGAGGGGGUUCUCGCCUCAAGAAGCUGCCCGGGUUGGCAAGAUCAUUGAUAUUCAGGGACAUUUAUUGGCGAAUAUGCUCGAAAAUAUUCACGGAGGGGGUUCUCGCCUCAAAAAGCUGCCCGAGUUGGCAAUAUUGUUGAUAUUCAGGAAUAUUUAUUGGCGAAUAUACAUACUUGAAAACAUUCACGGAGGGGGUUCUCGCCUCAAAAAGCUGCCCGAUUUGGCAAUAUUAUUAAUAUUCGCGAAUAUUUAUUGGCGAAUAUACUUGAAAAUAUUCACGGAGGGGGUUCGCGCCUUAAAAAGCUGCCCGAUUUGGCAAUAUUACUAAUAUUCGCGAAUAUUUAUUGGCGAAUAUACUUGAAAAUAUUCACGGAGGGGGUUCUCGCCUCCAAAAGCUGCCCGAGUUGGCAAUAUUAUUAAUAUUCAGGAAUAUUUAUUGGCGAAUAUACUUCACGGAGGGGGUCCUCGCCUCAAAAAGCUGCCCAAGUUGGCAAUAUUAUUAAUAUUCAGGAAUAUUUAUUGGCGGAUAUACUUGAAAAUAUUCACGGAGGGGGUUCUCGCCUCAAAAAGCUGCCCGAGGGAGCUGGCAAUAUUGUUAAUAUUCAGGAAUAUUUGCUGGCGAAUAUACUUGAAAAUAUUCACGGGGGGGGUUCUCGCCUCAAGAAGCUGCCCGGCUUGGCAAUAUUGUGAAUAUUCAGGAACUUUCGACGGAUUUGGCAAUAUUCCUAAUAUUUUUGGAAAUCUCGCGCAAAUCUCGCGCAAAUCUCACGCAAAUAAAAAGCAUGCAUUUGCGGCGCUUUUCUGGGCGUCUUCCAUACCCAGACAUUUUUACACUUGAUACCCCUCCGGGGGUUGCUGGCGAAACUACAACUACCGCAGAUGCAGCAGCUGCCCCUAAUGCAGCCAAAAAAGCCGCGGACACUGCUGGUGCUGUGCCAUACCUCACGAAGGCGAACAUGCACGAGAAGCUGCCGCGGUGCCUGCGAAACGAGCCCUACGAGUUACCGUGGAGGCACGUGUUUGCGCGGAUAGCUUCCGAGGCCGCGGUAUCAAAUGCAAAAAUGUCUGGGUCUGGAAGAAGGCGGGAUUUGUCAUGCUAGUCGGGCAUGACACGGAGCUCUGUAUUGCGUGGCCAGCAAGAGCUCCUCUUAUCUGUCAUGCAAAAACGCUGUUUGUCAUGCGGAAUACGCAACAGGGAGCCAAGGGAAAGGGUAAAUUUGUCAUGCCUGGCGGCGCAUUGCAGUGUGCUUUCGUUUCACUGACAUGCAUCACAAAUUUCCAGACCCAGACAUUUUUACAUUUGAUACGCGGAGUGUCUACAGACGUCGCCGACCGUACCCGGAAAACACGCCAUGGCGACGGGAAUUUUCACAAAUCUGUUUGUGGAAUAAUAGAAGGUCGUAAUUAAUAUCCUCGUAGAUGUAGAUGUAGAUGUAGCUCUAGUUGUUGAAAAAUGUUGUGGAGGACGAGAGAAACGGAAGAAAUUUGAAUCCUGAAUGCAUUUUCCAAUGACAUUGAUAAUAGGUCCAUGAACAUCUUCGAAGAAGUCAGCUUGUGCUGAUACGCACGAGCUGUUAUCCAUAUUUCACUGCGUCGUGUACGUCUACGGCGUCAACAAAGGCAGCACUUACACAUCGUACAAACCGAUCGUCGUUCAAUGUCGUACAAAUCGUUCAGAGUAAUUAAUAUACCCAGACCUUCGUCUUCGUGCAGCACACAAGUGUAAUAAACGAUGCGAAUACAACUUCCAUGCGGUUUUGUUUGGUAGAAGUACCCAAUGAAAAUUCUGUAUCGCGAUAUCAAAAAAGCACAGGACACCUGAGCAAAUUUUCUCGCAGCCCGACCAUCAAAUCACCAUUUUGCUCCUCCCAGCAACUGCUUAUUUGCUCGUCGCAGUGACAAGACUUUAUUUUUAUAGAUAUCCGCCAACUGUACCACUAGUACCAUCUUCACGAAUUUGCUUUUUCUUGUUGAAUCGUCAGGAGACAGACUUGGUCUUCACCUUCGACUUGUUCUUCACCUUCAGUAAGUACCAUCUUCUUCGACUUGUUCUGCACCGUCAGGAGACAGAAGGAACAGCGCUUUUUAGUACUACGCGAAGGAGAAAAUAAACAAGCACGACCAUGUCGCUGUCCACGUUGCGGCGGGUAGCUCCGGCGGUGCUACUCGACUUUUACACCAGUGAAAACAACCUGACGCAGGGCUUUCAGGUCGUUUUGCGCCGGGCAGGGGAACAAGAUGACGGGGACACGUGCGAGAACAAAAGCGACGAAUGGCUGCCGCUUUGCGAAAUGGGCAAGGACUGUGGCGUGUUUAAACAAAUCGAGCAAAUUGGCGAGCAGAAGCAGUGCACCAUCUCUGGGUUGAAAAACCAGGCAGUGCUGGGCGGGGCGUUAAUCAGAAGUCGUAACAAGUGUGAGCAAGACUGCGCGGACACCCCCGGCUGCCUCGGUAUCGUGCAGCGGAUCCGCGCCCAGCGCGACGCGUGUGCUCUGAUGCGUGGCGCCGAAGAUUUCGAACCUAAAAUCGAUGGAUCGGCGAAUGCCAUUCAGCUUUCGAACUUGCAACUAUCGAUACCGUUGUUCGGUAUCAGCCGCUAUUGCGAUCCAGAAACGUUUUGCGGCUGCGAAGCGAUGCGGGAAAAGUGGUUGCCUGAGUGCGGGGCAGAGGAUUGCGGCACUUGGAAGACAUUGGACGCGGCGGCAGAGGACGCGGGGUGUUGGGUGGAGGACACGGGCGACACGAACGCGGGCAGCACACCCCUACAAGACAUGCUGACACACCUGGCAGAUGGAGAAGGAGGCGACAAAGAUCGCGAGCUGUGCAAGCAGGAGUGUGAAGACAAUGAUGAGUGUGUGGGAAUCGCGCAGUACUACAAGAGCAGCAUCAUUCGCCCUUGUGAAAUGUUCCUCAAGAACAGCUAUCAAAUGUAAAAAUGUCUGGGUCUGGAAACUUGUGAUGCUGGGUGGCGUCUCAUGAUGAGGCUACAGAUGCUGGCUCAGCAUGACAAGUUUCUGAGCUCCUAGGUGUUGCCAAUUCUGCAUGACAAACUGCGCUUCUGCAUCACAGAAAAGCGGAGCUCUUGGGUAACGUGCAUGACAGAUUGAAGAGCCAUGCCAGACAAGCAUGACAAACAUGAAUUCUUCCAGACCCAGACAUUUUUACACUUGAUAACAGCGUCGGCAUUGCGGGCCCAAACGACCUGAAAUUGACGACAUUACCGUCGAACAACAAAGUCACGGGGAUCAGUCGUUACUGCGGGAAAUGCGAGACGGCUCCCGGACCUGUGGGUGGUGGAACGGGGAUCGGUACGCCGGCUCCCGGACCUGCGGGUGGUGAAAGCAGUACGCCGGCUCCCGGACCCGGACCUGCGGGGGGUGAAAGCAGUACGCCGGCUCCCGGACCCGGACCUGCGGGGGGUGACAGCAGUCCGCCGGCUCCCGGACCCGAACCAGCGGGUGAUGAAAGUUCGCCGCCGCCCGGAGACGUUGCCACCGACACUCACGUCACUGGCGCGGUGGAUGCUUCAAAGCUCGCGACCCCGGCCCCUGUGGUCGCCUGCUGCUAGAAAAGGCGAGGAACCUACUUGAGGUGGAAGAACAACAGCAAAGGUGAAAGGCACCAUAAAGUAUGAAAAAUAAAAAAAUGUAAGCAAGUGUGCCAGGAGUAGUUAGCGUCGCGUUGCGUCGUGUUUCUUUUUGUUUUUUCUAUAUUUUGCACGACAGGAGGGGUGAACGUGAAGGUGGUAUCGCUCUCGCUGUCGCGAGCUAAGCACGUGCUUGAUGAUUGCAUUCAUAAGCGCUGUAGUCAGUGCCAAGAUCAUGGUCCAGCAAUGUUUUUCGAGUCGCCUUUUCAUUCUUCGCAACGUAUUCAGCUUUUUCUUUUUGCUUUACAAUGUAUCACUAUUUCUACAUCAUUUUGCUGCUCUCGUAUCACGAGGAACUACUCUAUUUUGAUUUUACAUUGCAAUAUAAAUAAGUAUUUGAAUUUUUUUCCACUAGGAGUUUUUCUCUACUACGACUCAUUCCGUGUGAGAAGUGUGAGCUGCACCACCCCUAGAAGUUUUACACACAAGUCCCAAAAGAAAUCCUCCCAGAAUUGGAACCGUGACCACCCACGUCACUGCGUAAGAACCCAGAAAAAAGCACAAGCAUUUUUGAUUUUUUCUGCCACCCUGAGGAAGCAAUUGAAAUGUGGCGGAUGCAAGAUGAAACAAGAAAGGUAUGAUAGAAUGUAACCGAUGAAAACGACGGGAACCCCGCCGCUAUCUGCUAGAUCCAGCU
Amoebophrya sp. A120 is the source of this 10037-nucleotide messenger RNA. The record is from the annotation of a GenBank genome assembly. Lineage: Eukaryota; Dinophyceae; Syndiniales; Amoebophryaceae.